UCUUCCUCUCUCUCUGUAUCUCAGAUUCAUUCUUGGUCAUCGGCUUCUACAGACAGCCUCUAUCUCCACUGUCUCCUUAAACAAGUGCGGAGUUAAUUGUUACAGUUUGCGUCACGACUGCAGCUCCAUGCCCUUUGCGGAUCUUUUUUUUCUUUCUAUUAUUAUUAUUGUCUUGCAAUCAAUCUUUUGAUUUUUGGAGAAAUUUUUUUUUCUUCUCUCUCUCUCUCUUCACCAGGACUGAAAUAUAUAUAUAUGUAUAUUAUUUGAGGUGUGAAACUGCUGAGCUCCGCAAGGAAGUUGCCUAAGGCGGACAGGGACCCCGCGGGAUGCUUCCCCUCUUCCACAUCGUGGGUGGAACCUGAUUUUCUGAUUUUCUUACCUCUAAUACUCCCUCCGUGGGUGUCUUCACAUUCCUUCGGUGAUGGGUGUUUAAUGCCAGAUUGUCUCAUGCUCUGCGCAGUAGUUGUUGGGGCUCUGCAAAAGAUGUGACUUGUGCUUUACACGCUCUGCCCCCGAACCAGAUACUCGCAGCUGAAGUGCCACAUUUCCUGCUACACCUCCUGUCUGUGCUCCGUCUUCCCUGGAUUAUGACUUGCUCAUGGGGCUCGGCUAACUCCGCACCUGGGGUCCUUUACCCCCGCCUCAUUAAUCAGUAGGAAAGGGCUGACUUUAAUAAUCUUUAAAGACUCUUGGAUCGUGCUCUGUUACUAACCUCUUUGAUCAUGGAAUCUCAGUGGGGCCCGACUUUUCCCCUCCACUCUCCCUCCGUCAUCUUCCUGCUUCUGGCUACUUCUUACACCUGGCUCUUUCCCGUCACAUCCCCUCAGCGAGUCCCGAUAGACCCCCAGGCCGCUCCGGAAUACGCUCACUCCAUCCGACUGGACGGCGACAUCAUACUCGGCGGGCUUUUCCCGGUGCAUUCGCGGGGAGAUCGUGGCACGCCUUGCGGGGAGCUGAAAAAGGAGAAGGGCAUCCACCGCCUGGAGGCCAUGAUGUUUGCCAUUGACCUGAUCAACAAGGAUCCCGAACUGCUGCCCAACAUCACGCUGGGGGCCCGGAUCUUGGAUACCUGCUCCAGGGACACGUACGCUCUGGAGCAGUCCCUGACGUUCGUGCAGGCCCUAAUAGAAAGGGACGGCUCCGACGUCCGCUGCGCCAACGGAGACCCUCCGAUCUUCACCAAGCCCGACAAGAUCGUGGGCGUGAUUGGGGCCGCGUCCAGCUCCGUGUCCAUCAUGGUGGCCAACAUCCUGCGUCUGUUCAAGAUCCCCCAGAUCAGCUACGCCUCCACCGCGCCGGAGCUGAGCGACAACAGCCGCUACGACUUCUUCUCCCGUGUGGUGCCGCCAGACUCCUACCAGGCUCAGGCCAUGAUGGACAUCGUCACGGCGAUGGAAUGGAACUACGUGUCCACGUUGGCCUCGGAGGGCAACUACGGGGAGAGCGGCGUGGAGGCCUUCGUCCAGAUUUCCAGAGAAACUG
Poecilia latipinna (sailfin molly) is the source of this 1482-nucleotide messenger RNA. Its product is annotated as metabotropic glutamate receptor 8. The transcript has 3 exons. Gene Ontology annotation, cellular component: membrane. Gene Ontology annotation, biological process: G protein-coupled receptor signaling pathway. The record is from RefSeq and is a predicted model, not a curated record. Lineage: Eukaryota; Metazoa; Chordata; Actinopteri; Cyprinodontiformes; Poeciliidae. The annotation marks the transcript as partial. Gene Ontology annotation, molecular function: G protein-coupled receptor activity.